Messenger RNA from Carlito syrichta (Philippine tarsier), 1332 nucleotides. Its product is annotated as islet cell autoantigen 1-like protein. Gene Ontology annotation, biological process: regulation of transport. The record is from RefSeq and is a predicted model, not a curated record. The transcript is spliced from 7 exons. Gene Ontology annotation, cellular component: Golgi apparatus. The annotation marks the transcript as partial. NCBI's taxonomy places the organism in Eukaryota, Metazoa, Chordata, Mammalia, Primates, Tarsiidae.
AGAACACUGCUUGGAUUCUGGGAGAAAACAGCUCAAAUGAUGUUCCACAUCCAUGAGGCCUGCAUUGACUUUCAACCAUAUAAUUUUGUAGCUCUCAAGCGAUUACAAGACACUCCAAGCAAGCUUACUGGAGACCACAAAGAAGAACAAAUAGAAGACAAUUUUCUUACUGAAAACCUCAAUAAGCUAGUUUUGUCCAAUGAGGAAGAAACUUUCAUGAGUAAACCAGAUCACACGGAAAAACAUUUUCAAAUGAAAGAAUUUGGAGCAUCUCAGUUUUCUAACUCUGAAAAUGUGGCAAAAGAGCUACCUGUGUAUUCAUUGGAAGGAGAAGACUUUGAGAAGGAAUUCCCAUUUCUGAACAACCUCCUGAGUUCUGGUUCUUCAAGUGCUAGUGAAUUUGCCCAAGAAUGUCAGACCACCUUUGGGAGCCCCAAUGCCAGUCUCUUGUCCCAGGAGGCUUCCAUGGGGUCUGAGCCUCUUGCUCAUUCCUCUCGAUUCCUUCCUUCUCAGCUCUUCGACCUUGGCCUUCACGCUCCUGGAGCUUUCAACAGCUGGGUAUCCCAAGGGGAAUCAAAACUUCCUCUUUCACACAUUGACAACCAGCCAGUGCCUUCACAGAGUCCAAAGACAUUAGCAAGAUCCCCGAACAACAGUAACCAAGACAUGUCAGCUUGGUUCAGUCUAUUUGCAGACUUGGAUCCACUUUCAAACCCAGAUGCUAUUGGACACUCAGAUGAUGAACUUCUUAAUGCCUGACUGGAAUUAUAGUGUCACUUCAGUGGCCUUGAAACAUCACUUUUGUAGCAUAUUGCCUUUGCAACCUACAAAAAAGCAGGGUGUUUGUGAAUAUAACAUCUACCAGCCAACUUUAGACAGAUGAUAAUGGCUACACUUGAGCAGAUUAAGUAUAUCUAAUAUCUUGGCUUUGCACCUGCUGAUACUAUUCGGAAAAUAUUAGAAACUAAUGAAUCUGCUAUAUUUAGACACCAACAUUUAUGUCAAAAUAACAGCUAGGAAUAAAUCUUCCAAUAAGGAGUUGGGCUUACUUCUAUGGAAAGCCUUUAAGUUACCUUGCUGGUUGUGAGAAUUCUGUAUGUGGUAAAGGCCAGCAUGUAAAUUGUUUCAUAGCUUGGGUUGUUCUUUAAAAUAAAACAGUAGUGGGAGAUUUUCUGUUGUGGAAAAUAGCCUUAGAAUCUGACCAGCUUGUGUGUUUAGAAAGGUAGAAUAACAUUUGGAAACUCAAUUAGCUUUAAUGAAAUCACAGAGAAACUUGGCACUUGUUUUUCUUCAUUUUAAGGCUAAAAUAUAAUGAUCAUUCAUACAAUAUCA